Syzygium oleosum is the source of this 770-nucleotide messenger RNA. Its product is annotated as glycine-rich protein 5-like. Lineage: Eukaryota; Viridiplantae; Streptophyta; Magnoliopsida; Myrtales; Myrtaceae. The record is from RefSeq and is a predicted model, not a curated record. Bases 56 to 505 code for a protein of 149 amino acids. The transcript has a single exon.
ACUUGUAGCAAGAAGCUGAAGUGUGUAUUGAGAGAGAGAGAGUGAGUGAGAGAGUAUGGCAAGGCACUGUGUUAUGUUGGUUCUUGCUCUCGUAGUGGUGCAAGCUACGGCUAGAAAUGUGCCUAGCGGUGCUGGCCUCAAUGACCAGAAGAACUUCCUCACGUAUGGUGGAGUCGGUGGUUUUGCUGGGGUCGGCGGUGCUGGAGCUGGUGGUGGAGUUCCGGUGUACGGCGGAGUUGGAGGGAUCGGUGGGAUCACGGGGCCGGCCGGUGGAGCUGGGAUUGGAGCCGGUAUAGGAGGAACCGGCACCCUCGUGGGUGGGGUGACCGGAAUAGGAGGCGGUGUUGGUGGUUUGGAUGGGGUCGGCAGUGGAGCUGGUGGUUUGGGUGGGGUAGGCGGUGGGAUCGGUGGUUUGGGCGGCGCUGCUGGUGGUGGCGUUGGGGGAUUGGGCGGUGGAGUCGGCGGCGGCGUUGGAGGUGGAAUUGGAGGGGGCGUACAUCCAUAAGCUUAUUGUGAUAUUUUCAUGAAACCCUAGAGUGUCCAAAAAUCAUGUAGGAGACUCAUUUCCCGGUGUCUUUGUUCACGUGUUUCUAUGUUUUGAGUGUGCGUGAGAAAUGUGUUUGUGUCGUGUCCGUUGACUUGUUCUUCAGAUUGUACUUCUCAUUCUCUCGUUUCAUCGUGGGGUUUCCGCACGAAAAUGUACCAUGCAACUCACUAGCAUGUCUUUCAUGAUGUUAUUGGCAAUGCAAUUUUCUAUAUUUUUGCCUUUA